Messenger RNA from Candidozyma auris, 2367 nucleotides. RefSeq names its product metalloendopeptidase (gene PRD1). Bases 1 to 2367 code for a protein of 788 amino acids. Gene Ontology annotation, cellular component: mitochondrial intermembrane space. The record is from RefSeq and is a predicted model, not a curated record. Gene Ontology annotation, molecular function: metalloendopeptidase activity. Gene Ontology annotation, biological process: proteolysis; peptide metabolic process. NCBI's taxonomy places the organism in Eukaryota, Fungi, Ascomycota, Pichiomycetes, Serinales, Metschnikowiaceae. The transcript has a single exon.
AUGGCUUGGGGCCCACAGAGACGGUGGACGACGAACGCUAAAUACAGUACGUUUUUUGGGGUGGAAGACACCAAAAAGCCCUCUUUUUCGUCAAACAAGUCCACUGUUGACGAAACUACCGUGAUUGCUGUCAAAGUGUUUAGAUUCCUCAACGUAUUCAUUGUUCUUGUGGCCAUUGGCGUGCUCGUGGCUCAAUUCUGGUUCAACCACGGCUGCAUCAUCAGGUGCGACAAGUAUAAGUACAACGAGUUCCCCGGAUUUGGCAAAGUAUCGGAAUUUUUACAUACCUAUCCACUCUUUUCAAAAAUGUCGCAGACAGACCUCGAGACUAUCGCUUCCAACUUGCCUUUGCCUCAAUGGACGCAGACGCCACAAGAGAUUUUGGCUGAAGCCAAGGAGUUGAUCGCAAAGGAUAAGGCCUUCUACGACAAGAUCGCCGCCAUUGAAGAGCCCACGGUCGAAAAUGUCUUGAUUCCAUCCACCGAGUAUGAGAACGCUCAGUACUUCCCAGUGAACAAGCUCACGUUCUAUCAGUACGUAUCUCCAGACAAGGCGGUGAGAGACGCUUCGACAGAAGCAGAGAACUUGUUGGACCAGGCCUCGAUCGAGCAAAACUCCAGAGUCGACGUUUUUAAAGUGUACAACAAGUUGUGGGAGAAGAUCAAUGGCACAGAUGCCACCGACCCCGAGACCAUGAAAUUUUUGGAGAAGACCGUGAAAUUCUACAAGAGAAACGGUUUGAACUUGCCUGAGGACAAGCGGGAGGAGGUGAAGAAACUCAAAUUGAGAAGGGCGGAGUUGCAGACAAAGUUUGCCAAGAACACCAAUGAGGAAAACGGCCACUUGGAGUUCACGUUGGACGAAUUGGAAGGUGUACCUGCCAGUAUCAUCGAACAGUUUGAAAAGGCAACCGUUGAUGGCCAGGAGAAGUAUAAAGUCACCUUCAAGUACCCAGAUAUCUUGCCAGUGUUGAAGUACGCGAAGAAGGAAUCUACUAGAAAAUUAGCUUACAUCGAGAACCAGAACAAAGUGCCAGAAAAUGCUGCAAUUUUGAAGGAGAUCAUCGAGCUCAGAUACCACCUCGCCAAGCUUCUUGGAUACGACACCUACUCUGAGUUUGUUCUUGAAGAGAGAAUGGCAAAAAAUCAGCAGAAUGUGUUGGACUUCUUAGCUGAUUUGAAGGAAAGGUUGAGUCCUUUGGGAGAGCAGGAAUUACAGAAGAUGAAGGCUUUCAAAAAGGAAUACUUGAAGGCCAACGGGUUGCCAGACCAAGAUGAGUAUUACGCUUGGGAUCACAGCUUCUACAACAAUUUACUCUUGGAGCAGGAGCAUCAAGUUGAUCACCAAAAAAUCUCGGAGUACUUCCCCUUGGACAAGACAAUCUCCAACAUGCUUGGCUUCUACGAAUCUUUGUUUGAUGUCAAGUUUGUCAAGGUGGACAACUCUAAGUCAGACACAGUUUGGCACCCAGAUGUUCAUAAGUUUGCAUUGUUCUCCAAUAUAAAGUAUGGUGAGCCCAAAAAUGAGUUCAGAGGCUGGAUUUUCUUCGAUCUCCAUCCCAGGGAAGGUAAGUAUACCCACGCUGCUCAAUUCGGGCUCCGAGCUGGUUACGAGAAGCCAGAUGGGACCAGGGAAACCCCGUUUGCGGCUUUGGUGUGCAACUUCACAAAACCAAAGAAAGACAAGCCUUCUUUGUUAAAACAUGACGAGGUUACUACAUUUUUCCACGAAUUGGGACACGGCGUUCACAGUUUGUUGUCGAGGACCAAGCACACUAGAUUCCACGGAACUCACGUUCCAAGAGACUUUGUUGAAUGUCCUUCGCAAAUGCUUGAAUUCUGGACGUGGUCUCCUAAUGAGCUCAAGGUCUUAUCCUCGCACUACGAGACUGGGGAGCCUCUCGCCGAUGACUUGCUUGACAAAUUGAUCAAGUCAAAGCACGUAAACACAGGUUUAGCCAAUUUACGUCAAAUGCACUUUGCCCUCUUCGAUAUGAAGCUCCACACCAUUGCCGACGAGAAAGAUCUCGACGCAGUGGAUCUCGACAAGUUGUGGAACGAGUUAAGAGAGGAAUUGACCUUCAUUAGCAACGGAGGCAUCACAAGUAGAGGUUACGCUACCUUUGGUCACAUCGCAGGAGGCUACGAGAGUGGUUACUACGGAUACUUGUAUUCGCAAGUUUUCGCAACCGAUAUCUACUACACUCAUUUCAAAGCCGAUCCAAUGAACGUGGAGAAGGGCUUACAGUACAGAGAUACCAUCCUUAAGAAUGGUGGUUCUAAGGAAGUGCUAGACAUCUUGAAGGAAUUGCUCGGAAGAGAGCCUAACUCAGAGGCUUUCAUGAAAGAGAUUCUAGGUGAGGCUUAA